AUUUAUGAUUCAUCGGAGAGGAAAGUUAUCUAGAUUAGAAAAGUACUGACAAUCAUAUAAAAAAAUUUUGAAAUGCAUACUACAUGCUGUCCACCACUGGUUGCAUCCUGGAGAAAUAGACAAUUUAUAUAUUUGCAAACUUCUCAGCUAAACUUUGUACCCCCUGUAUGCCUUUUUUUCUCCACGGACAUUUUGAAAUGUCACAGAAGAAAAUGCACAGGUGUCACCGAUAACAUUAACAAUAGCUCUAUAACAUGCAAGGGUCAGAGUACUGUAAGUGUGACAGUGAGCCAGCACCAGGCCAGCCCAGACAAUACAAGGACCCCUGAAACUGAGGUAGCUGACCGGGAUUCAGACAGUUUUAGUUUCAUUAUUUACACCCGUUUUUUACUACUGUGACAUGUGAAAAUGUCUUGUCUAAAAGGCUCAUUCCUUAUCAUAGAGUAAUAUUACCUCUGCCAAGGAAGUCAUGUUUUUACCCCUUUCCAUUUGUCUGUUUGUCAGCAGGAUUAAGCAAAAACUUCUCAACGGAUUUCUAUGAAAUUUAGUGUAAGGAAGCGAUAAAAAAAUGUUGGCAUGGAUCCAGGAUUCUCUUUUUUCACUUUAUUUAACAUUGCGACAUGUGGCUUUUUUUUACAUUUUCGCUGAUUUCCCAGGGAAUAAUGUAUGGAUCAUUUUGAGGAAUCUGAGGGAUUCAAGUUCUCAGUCGGCAAACAAGGUGCCUCAGUGUUUACUAACCCCGUCCAGGGGUUAUGCUCUUUAACCAAUAUCAUUAGCUGUUCUUAUCUGAUAAAAUAGCGGUAUAAAGGUGGUGUGAGUGAAGCUUGGAGAGUGACUGUGAGUUGUGCAUCAUCAUGAACAGGUCUACAAGUUUGAAGGUGCGCCUGCCGGUGCUCGUGCUGGUGUUGGAGGUCGUCAUCAUGGUUUUCUAUGCUAUCUUUGUCACCUAUGAUGACAAUGCCAAUGCUAAGCUGCAGAACAAUGAGACCAACCCAAUGGAGAAUUCCCUGUAUCGCGACUAUCCCUUCUUUGCCGACGUGCAGGUGAUGAUCUUCAUAGGCUUUGGUUGCCUGCUUGCCUUUUUCCGAUUCUAUGGCUUCAGUGGAAUGGUCUUCAACUUUCUUACAGCUACAUUUUCAAUCCAGUGGGCGAUCCUGAUUCAAGGUUUCUUCCAGUUUUUCUAUGACGGUAAAAUUCACCUUGGGGUGAUCAACCUGCUGAAUGCAGAGUUUGCCUGUGCCGUGGUGCUCAUCUCUUUCGGAGCUGUGCUUGGAAAGACCAGUCCUGUUCAGCUCCUGGUUAUGGCAUUGCUGGAGAUCCCUGUUUUUGCUGUGACAGAGUGGGCUGUAUUGAAAUACAUUAGAAUCAAUGAUGCAGGGGGCAGUAUUCUUAUUCACCUUUUUGCCUGCUACUUUGGUCUAGGAGUGACAUUUGUUCUGUACCGCCCAGGCCUGAAUGAUGGACAUGCUAAAGAGACAACCAGUUAUCAAUCUGACAUCCUAUCUGUAAUGGGAACCCUGUUUCUUUGGGUGUUCUGGCCUUCAUUCAACUCUGCUCUGACUUUAAAGGGUGACGAUCAACACAGAGCAAUACUCCAUACUUUUAUAGGACUAAGCUCAUCUACGAUGACUGCUUUUGCACUCUCUGCAGUGUUUAACAGGCGAGGCAAGCUCACAAUGGCUGACAUCCAGAAUGUCACUUUAGCAGGUGGUGUGACUGUUGGGGCUUCUGUGGACAUGAUGAUUUCUCCUGUAGCUGCAUAUGGCCUGGGCAUCAUGGGCUGUACUGCCUGUUUCUUUGGAUACAAGUACCUGACUCCCUUUAUAGCCCGACACUUGAGGAUCCAAGACCAGUGUGGUAUUCACAAUCUCCAUGGGCUCACUGGCCUGAUAUCAUCCACAGCAGGAAUCUGUGCUAUCCUCUUAGCCAAUGAGGAAACCUACGGACCCAGCAUGUACCAGAUAUUUUCCCAUCGCGCGCCACCCCUGGGAGAUCCAAAACUGCUGGAGCUACAGAAGUUGAUUCCUGGAUUGAAGCCUGGCUUGGGCCGUACUGCGCAGGAACAAGCUCUCUACCAGGUUGCAGCUAUCUUCUCUACCAUUGCAGCAUCUACAGUUGGUGGGCUGCUCACUGGUUUAGUCAUAAAGUUGCCCUUCAUGGCAUCCCCAACUGACGAGGACUGCUUUGAUGAUGGGCUUUUCUUUGACAUGCCGUCAGACUUUGAGAGCGUAGCCAUCAAGACCACAAAAAGCUGCGAUGAAAAAGGAGAAAUGAACAGCAACGUCUGAGGUGUAGUCCUGUGAAUCAUUUUACAGAAUGUAGACAUUUUUCCACAGUUGUCUGCAGGUGUUGCUUAUCAUUAUUAUUACAUAAAUAUAUAUUUGGAAUCCUUCACAAAAAGCUGUUUACGUUUUUUUUAUUAUGUAAAUGGAAAUUGCCUAGAAAAACAUGUAAAAUAGGACGGUCAGUUAAUAAAGAAGAUAUAUUGUGAUGCACUAUCUUGUUAUUAACUUCAUGUGAAAUAAAUCAUCUUUUAAAAAUGCA
Scophthalmus maximus (turbot) is the source of this 2544-nucleotide messenger RNA. It is a transcript of the gene rh50, whose product is annotated as Rh50-like protein. The record is from RefSeq and is a predicted model, not a curated record. Gene Ontology annotation, molecular function: ammonium channel activity. Bases 855 to 2288 code for a protein of 477 amino acids. Lineage: Eukaryota; Metazoa; Chordata; Actinopteri; Pleuronectiformes; Scophthalmidae. Gene Ontology annotation, biological process: ammonium homeostasis; ammonium transmembrane transport. Gene Ontology annotation, cellular component: plasma membrane. The transcript has a single exon.